GAAGGCGCUAUUGGACGGGAAACGAAGACUGCCCAUGUCCCGAUAGGCUGUCACCCAAGACCCAAAGUCCCGUGGUCCCCCAGUCGCCCAGUCCAAUGGGGACCCACACACCCGAUGCUCGCCGGGGCGCAAAUCGCGACUGCAUUACUCCGGCACUCCGCCCCGAUGAGUUUCGCACUCCAGAACCGUGAUUGGACGCCCACCACAACCUGUCUCCCUGUCUCCCUGUGUGAAAAGAAGUGCCCCGUUGAAGUGGUGGUCAGCAACCCUGUUGAUGGUGUUCGGCCCCAGACUCUCAGCCCUGUGUCGCUCAGCCCCCUUGCUCAGACGUCCACGGCGCUCAGAUCGCAAACUGCACCCAGAGGGACCGCUGCCGCGGGCAUCCCCGUUGCAUACCGCGCCGUGCCCAAAACCUUAAUCACAGUGCCCCAAACAGUGGGUGCGAAGGAUUCCGGCGUCUUCCUUUCCGCCCCGACGGGGUGGAUAUCCGAACUUUACUUCAAGUGCCUGAACCCCCAUUGGACUUCAGAGCCAUUCCAAUUGGGCAAACGUCGGUUCUUUCGCGAGAGCCUCGGGGAAGCGUCGAGGAAUGCACCUCUCUGUAUGUACAUACAUACUUCGAAACUGUGUACCGUGUCUCGGGUGUGACCCAAGAUGCCAGAAUUUGGGGUCGGGUGUUGGUUGGCUAGGGACAGUCGGGGACGGACAGCUGAAUGAGAGGCUAUAAUAAGGCCCGGGUGUGUCACAACCGCUUCUCCAGUGCGAGGCAGUGACCGUUCCAUCGGGAAAAGUCCUCGGAAGGCUCGUCCAUCAAUUGGCCACCAAAAACACCAUUGUUGCCAUUUUUACGAUAUGUCAAGUGCCACAAGAUCAUCGUGUCGGA
Messenger RNA from Chaetomium fimeti, 883 nucleotides. RefSeq lists its product as uncharacterized. The transcript is spliced from 3 exons. The record is from RefSeq and is a predicted model, not a curated record. The coding region runs from base 115 to 648 and encodes 177 amino acids. Lineage: Eukaryota; Fungi; Ascomycota; Sordariomycetes; Sordariales; Chaetomiaceae.